Messenger RNA from Penicillium salamii, 1308 nucleotides. The record is from the annotation of a GenBank genome assembly. Lineage: Eukaryota; Fungi; Ascomycota; Eurotiomycetes; Eurotiales; Aspergillaceae.
AUGGACCAGUCCAAAGAGCAGCAGAAUAUGCUGUAUAUGCUGGUCACAGGGGCUAACAGCGGUCUUGGCUUCUCAAUCUGCUGUCGCCUCGCAGACGAAUUCCUCUCCACCCACCCCGAGUCCGAAUCUCUGACCAUAAUCUUCACAACAAGAAGUGCGCGCAAAGCCCAAGACACCAUUCGCGGCCUGAAGGUGCAUCUACACGAAACCUCCCCCGCCAACACAGCCCGCAUCCACUUCGUCCCUGAGAGCGUCGACCUCGGAGAUCUCGUUUCUGUGCGCGCCCUCUCCAGAAGACUUAUCCACUCCCUCCCCAGACUCGAUGCGAUUGUUCUCAAUGCCGGGAUAGGCGGGUGGUCCGGCAUCCACUGGCCCAGGGCUAUCUGGGGCGUGUGCACCGAUCUCAUUCACCAGGUUACCUGGCCGUCCUACAAGCUUGCGCCAGUCGGCGUUUUAACGGCCAAACAAACAAAGACCGAAGAAGAACCUGCGCUAGGCUCGAUCUUCUGCGCUAAUGUCUUCGGUCAUUACAUGCUAGCGCAUAAUGUGACUCCAUUGUUGAAGCGCGCUCAUAUCAAUGGGCCUGGCCGUGUGGUGUGGGUAUCUAGUAUUGAGGGAUCUUGCAAGUUUUUCAAUAUCGAUGAUAUCCAGGGCUUGCGUACUUCUGCUCCAUACGAGUCUUCCAAGGCUCUGACGGAUAUCCUCGCUUUGACCUCCAAUCUGCCUAGUACGGCACCCUGGUCCGUUGAAAGCUUCUUGGAAUCGGAAUCUGAGCUCAAUACCCAUGCUAUACACACCGAUGCCCCGGAUUCUUCCCCUCGCUCGUAUCUCUCGCAUCCUGGUAUUUGCGCCACUUCUAUCAUUCCCUUGAUUCUUCCCUUGGCCUGGGCAAUGGUGGCUUCCUUCUGGAUUGCCCGCAUCCUGGGUUCACCCUGGCAUCCUCUAUCCACUUACCUCGGCGCCUGUGCACCCGUGUUUCUGGCAUUGGCCUCCCAGGCCAAGCUUGAUGCUGCCGAAGAACCCUAUCACCAGGCUGGCGGGGGACGGGCAAAGUGGGGCUCAUCUUGCUCCCGACUUGGAGUCGAAAGUCCGGCUUCAACUGAAGUAGACGGGUGGGGACAUGGUGGUGUUGUUGGGACGCCUGUGGUAGAGGCUGAUCGGGUUCGCCGUCGCAAGCGAGGCGCGGAGUACCUCACCAAGGAACAGAAGGAAGAGUUUGAAGAGCUUGGUCGUGGAUGCUGGAAGCAGAUGGAGGAGCUGAGGAUGCAAUGGGACGAGAUCUUAGACCAAGCCGAAGCCCGAUCUUGA